AUGGACCGUCUAGCAGCCUGCCAUUUGAUGCAUGGCUUCCUCCAUGUCCCAGGUCAUCGUCGUAGGCAUGCCACUUCGCCUUCGUGUCAGCACUUACGAUCUGGUCACAGAUCGUUGAGUUUGGCUGAUCGAAGAGGGCUGAUCAAUCCAUCUAGAACAACAUCGAAAGGGCUGAUCUCUCCAUUGCCUUCUACUCAAAGUAAAAAUAUUGUUGUAGCUAAGGGUUAAGAGAAUGAAGGGGGGAGGGGUUGGAGGGGUAAAUUUUUUUGAAAAAAAAAUUGGGUGGGGAGGGUAGAGUAGGGUAAAACUAAAAAAAAAUUAUGGUUGGGGAGGGUAGGGUAGAAUAAGAUAGGGUAGGGUAAAAAUCUUUCAAAAAAAUUAGCGGGCGUGGUAAUUUUUAGGGGGUGGAUGAAAAAUAUUGUAGUAUCAAAAUAUACGAAAAAACCCGUAAAAUCAUAAUUAAAGUUAUAAAAAUUCAAAAAAAUUUUUUAAAAAAUUCUAUAAAUUAAAAAAAAAUUAAAAAACUUCCACUUAAACCUCUAGCUAUACCAUGAAUAAUAUAAUUUUUACAGGACAUUCCAUGAAGAAGCUACAUGACAUGACCAUGGUCAUGCAAGUCAUGGACUAUGACAGAUUCAGUGCUGACGACCCAAUUGGUGAAAUCUUGUUGCCAAUGAAAAAUGUCAAAUUCGAAAAGAGUCCCAUCUACUGGAAGCAUCUACAACGCCCGACGGUGCAUAGGGUAGGGUUGAAUUUUAAAAUUUACUUAUUUGAAGUAACAGGAAAGUUAUCUAGGCUAGGCUUAGAGGUAGAACUAGAAAAUCGAAAUUAAAAAAUUAUAUUUUGAAGUUCCCGACAAAUUGGCAUUGUGUUUCAAGCUUAUAACUUUGUCAUUUUUUGACUUAAUCAUUUUUCUUUGAUGUACCAGUAGAAAACGUUAAAAAUUAACUUAUUUUUUUAAAUUUGUAAGCGUAGGUCACCUAGAAAGUCGAAAAAAGUGCUUGUAACACAAUGCCAAAUUUGGCGGAAAACUCAAAUAUUUAAAUUUUAAAACUCAAAAGCGCGAGCUAAAAGUUUUUAUGGGUACUAUUGGUGGUACAAAGAGUUUAUAUUAAAAAUUUUUAGAUAAUUUUGAGUGGGAUAGGUUAUGCAAAUUUCAAAAAAAAAUUUUUUUAUUAAAAAAAUUUUUUCAAAAUUUCAAAUUUUUUUCAAAGAUUCAAAAACUGCCAUUUCUAACCACACUUCUUCAGGAACAAGCAGGAGAAGUGAUGAUAACCCUCUGUUACCUCCCCGAAUCCAACAAGCUCAAUGUAUCCCUGGUCAAAGCUAAAGAUCUGCCAAAUCGCGACAAAAUUGGCACAUGUGAUCCUUAUGUCAAGCUAUGGCUGGUUCAAAAAGGCUCAAAGUUGGAGAAACGAAAAACUACGGUUAAACCACAGACCUUGGCUCCAUUAUUCAAUGAAAUCUUCUCGUUUACCGUGCCGUGCAGAGAGAAGUUGGAGAAGGAAAUCAAUUUGGUCGUUUCGGUAAAGGUUUUCACAUAGCCUUUUCAAAAUUUUUUGUGCUAUCUAUCACACCUUACCUACUCUUUCAGGUCUAUUCACAAAAAAUUAGUUAAGAAAAAGAGAAAUGGUAAACGUAUUUUACAAAAUAAACUGUGAUAACUUACUUUGUUCUACCCUAGCCUAGCAUAUCCUAUCCUAUCUUACCUCUCCCUACUCUACUCUACUCUACUCUACCCUACUUUACCCUAACCUACCUUACUUGACUCCACUUUACCCUACUCAACUCUAAAUAACGGUACUCUACAUUACCUACUCUUCUCUACCUUACAGUACAUUAUUCUAUUAAGUUGAACUAAAAAUAGCGGGACCCCUUUUUGUUGAAAAAUUAAUGAAAUGUCAGGCCAUCUUUGGUUCAACCAAAUACAUUGCUUUCUUCAAAAUUAUACCCUAGUGCUACAAUAGCUCUAUAUAUUACGUUUUACAUAACUCUCUUAGAUUAUACUACAAAAUUUUAUUUUUAAAAACUAAAUCAAAUAAUUUUAGGUAAUGGACUACGACCCGAUCAGUUCAAACGACGAGAUUGGGCAUUGUGUUGUAGGGUUGUUGGGCCGAGAUUCUGGGUCGAAGCAAUGGAAAGAAGCCAUGGAACAUCCGGAAACGGCCGUUACCGCUUGGCACAAACUGUCUCCUCACUGGUGA
Bursaphelenchus okinawaensis is the source of this 2204-nucleotide messenger RNA. The record is from the annotation of a GenBank genome assembly. NCBI's taxonomy places the organism in Eukaryota, Metazoa, Nematoda, Chromadorea, Rhabditida, Aphelenchoididae.